AAUCGAUGGGCAGAGGGCGUGGAAGGAGGAGAACCAGGCAGUGCUGGCCUUAGCGUCCCUGCCCCCCGCAGUGCUUUGACCAGGAACAAAUAGCUGCUUUCCCUCUGCUUUGCCUAUGCCAUGCGUGCACCCAGGCCAGCGCUCACUGGCCAGGGUUGCCCAAAGGUGGUUGAGAUGCAAACUUAGGCAAAUACAACGCCUGGGUCCGGGUGCUCCGGGUGACUGGGCUCGUGCCAGCAGCUGCCCCGGGGUUUCUUCAACAGCUGCCUGCAGAGGACAGCAGUGAAUUCAGGUGAGUCCCGGCCUGACUUUAGGGUGGCUGAAGACCUAGAACAGCGUCCUUAGCGACCACUCCUGCCUUGGGCUGGGUGAGGGAGAGGAGCUGGCUGAGCUGGCCCCAGAUCUGUGGGGUUAUAGCUGGGGCUCAAAGAUGUAACUUGAAGUCCCCCACCCCAAUUCCUGUUGGGCUCCUGGUGCAUAAUGCCUCCAUGUGGCUGUUUAAUGAGAGAACUGGCAAGGGCCCUUGGCAGUGACUUGGGCAGGGAAGGAGCAGAGGAAAUUAUUGAAUCAAGGUGGAUCUAAACAGGGUGGUGGGAAGAGAUCCCAGCUGAGGCAGGAUCCGAGAAUGUCCAUCACUUGCUCCCUAGGCAGGAGGAACUGGUGCUAACCAAGUGUUGGAUCGGGGAAUGUCUUGCCAGGUUCCUCGGUACUGGGUUAGCUGGUGCCACAGGGGAGGGGAAAUCUGGCCCUGGCGUUUCUCCCCAGGGGCUCAGCAGACGCAUGCCCUGUGGCUAAAGUGGGGCCCUGAGAUUGGGCAAUGGUAGGAAAGGGCUGGCCAUGUCUGUGAACGGAGGGGAACAAAACAGUGUAAAUGGCCUCUGCCAACGCAGACGGCCCAGCCCCGAAACCAGCACAUUCCUGGCUAAUCAAACCCAGCUGAUGGCGUCUCACCGAGCCGACACUCUCCUAGCGCUGCGGCUGGGCCGGCUCCCUGGGUCAGGUUACACCAUCUGGCUUCAAUGACUGAAAACUGGGGGAGACAUGGGGGGGGGGAGCGGUUACGGUUUGGGCUGCUGUGAGCCUGGCCCCUCUAACCCGUUCUCCUCCAGAGCCUGCAGUCAGGGCGUGUCCCUCCCUGCAGUGCAACAGGGAGCGUGGAUAGAGCAGUGCCCAUGCCCCGUCUGUGCCCGGGCUAGUGUGCUGGGUAGCUGGCCCCACCCCAGUGCUUGGCAGGCAGGGAGCACCCAGUGGGCAGGAGAGAUCCCUGCAGUGUUCCUCCCUGGCGAGUCCCCGGUGCAGGGCACGAUGGCUCUGAGCAGCGCUUUCAAGGCAGUUAACAACAUGCCCGGCGUCAUCGUCUGGAGGGUCGAGAAAAUGGACCUGGUGCAGGUGCCGCCAAAAUCCCAUGGCAGUUUCUAUGAGGGUGAUUGCUACAUCCUCCUCUCGACCCGGCGCUCGGGCAGCGUCCUGGCCUACGACAUCCAUUACUGGGUCGGGAAGAGCUCCUCCCGGGAUGAGCAGGGCUGCGCUGCCAUCUACACCACCCAGCUGGACGACUACCUAGGCGGGAGCCCCGUGCAGCACCGGGAGGUGCAGGGCCACGAGUCGGACCUCUUCAAAGGCUACUUCAAGCAGGGCAUCAUCUACAAGAAGGGCGGCGUGGCCUCGGGGAUGACACACGUGGAGACCAACGUCUACGAUGUCCGGCGCCUGCUGCACGUCAAGGGGAGACGGAACGUCACGGCCACCGAGGUGGAGAUGAGCUGGGACAGUUUUAACCUGGGAGACGUGUUCCUGCUGGACCUGGGGAAGGUCAUUAUUCAGUGGAAUGGCCCGGAGAGCAACACCAGGGAGCGGCUGAAGGCCAUGCUCCUGGCCAAAGACAUCCGCGACCGGGAGCGCGGGGGGCGGGCGGAGAUCAGGGUGGUGGACGGCGACCGGGAAGGAGCCAGCCCGGAGCUGACAACGGUGCUGCAGAGCGUGCUCGGGGACAGGCCGCGGAAGAUCAAACCCAGCACCCCGGACGAAGUGGUGGACCAACAGCAGAAGGCCACCGUCCUGCUCUAUCGCGUCUCGGACUCUGGAGGGAAAAUGCAGGUGCUGGAAGAGGCCACGAGGCCGCUAGUGCAGGAGCUGUUGAACCAUGACGACUGCUACAUCCUGGAUCACGCCGGGACCAAGAUCUACGUCUGGAAGGGGAAGGGGGCUACCAAGGCAGAGAGGCAAACAGCCAUGGCCAAAGCUCUGGAGUUCAUCAACAUGAAGGGCUACCCCUGCGGCACCAACGUGGAGACGGUGAACGACGGAGCCGAAUCCGCCAUGUUCAAGCAGCUGUUUCAGACGUGGACCGUCCGGGACCAGACGGUGGGGCUGGGCAAAGCCUACAGUGCUGGCAAAAUAGCCAAAGUCAGCCAGGAGAAGUUUGAUGCCAUGCUGCUGCACGCCCGGCCCGAGCUGGCCGCCCAGGAGCGGAUGGUGGAUAACGGGGAAGGGAAGGUGGAGGUCUGGAGGAUCGAGAAUCUGGAGCUGGCGCCGGUGGAAUCCCAGUGGCACGGCUGCUUCUACGGCGGGGACUGUUAUCUGGUGCUUUACACCUACGGCGUGAACCACCAGUCCCGCUACAUCCUGUACAUCUGGCAGGGCCGGCACGCCACGCCGGACGAGCUGGCCGCCUCCGCGUACCAAGCGGUGGAAGUGGACCGGCAGUUGGACGGGAAGCCGGUGCAGGUGCGCGUGAGCAUGGGAAAGGAGCCGCGCCACUUUCUGGCCAUCUUCAAAGGGAAGCUGGUCAUCUUUGAGGGUGGGACAUCCAGGAAAAGCAGCAACGAACCAGAACCGCCCGUGAGGCUCUUCCAGAUCCAAGGAACCGACCAAUCCAACACCAAAGCCGUGGAAGUCCCAGCGUUCGCCUCGUCGCUCAACUCCAAUGAUGUCUUCCUGCUCCGGACGCAGACCGAGCACUACCUGUGGUAUGGCAAGGGCUCCAGCGGGGACGAGCGGGAAAUGGCAAAGCAGCUGGCUGCAACCAUCUGUGACGGCACCCAGGAAACCGUGGCCGAGGGGCAGGAGCCAGCAGCGUUCUGGGAAGUGCUGGGAGGCAAAGCCCCUUACGCCAGCGACAAAAGGCUCCAGCAGGAGGUCCCAGAUCACCCGCCCCGGCUCUUUGAAUGCUCCAACAAGACCGGACGCUUCGUGGUGACGGAAGUGACCGACUUCGGCCAGGAUGACCUGAGUGAAAGCGAUGUCAUGCUGCUUGACACGUGGGACCAGGUCUUCUUGUGGCUCGGGAUGGACGCUAACGCCACGGAGAAGGAGGCAGCGCUGGCCACUGCUCAGGAAUAUCUCUGCACCCACCCCAGCGGGAGGGACACUGACACGCCCAUCUUGGUGGUCAAGCAGGGCUUUGAGCCCCCCAACUUCACCGGGUGGUUCUCAACCUGGGACCCCCACAAAUGGAGCGAAGGGAAGACUUACGAGCAGCUGAAGGAGGAGCUGGGAGAUGCUUGUGCCGUUGUCAGGAUCACAGCCGAUCUGAACAGGACGGCUCUCCCCCCCGGCCCUGGGGCCCAGAGUGCUGGCGUGGCUCAGAUCUACCCUCUAGAAGUGCUAACCAACCAUGAGGAACUGCCUGGAGACGUAGACCCUGCCAAGAAAGAGAAUUACCUCUCCGAAAGUGACUUUGUGACUGUGUUUGGAAUCAGGAGGGAGGAAUUUGCUGCUCUUCCCAGCUGGAAGCAGAUCAACUUGAAGAAGGAAAAAGGGCUCUUCUAAUGAAGAGAACAGCACCCCCAGCCAACAGGUGGAGAAUAUCCAGAGCCCCACAUCAUAGGGGUGGGCUCUGGCUUAUCGGGACUGAUGCAGUA
Messenger RNA from Chelonoidis abingdonii (Abingdon island giant tortoise), 3863 nucleotides. RefSeq names its product advillin (gene AVIL). Gene Ontology annotation, biological process: actin filament severing; actin polymerization or depolymerization; barbed-end actin filament capping. The record is from RefSeq and is a predicted model, not a curated record. NCBI's taxonomy places the organism in Eukaryota, Metazoa, Chordata, Testudines, Testudinidae. Gene Ontology annotation, molecular function: actin filament binding; phosphatidylinositol-4,5-bisphosphate binding. Gene Ontology annotation, cellular component: cytoplasm; actin cytoskeleton.